This is a messenger RNA of Symbiodinium sp. CCMP2592, 492 nucleotides long. Lineage: Eukaryota; Dinophyceae; Suessiales; Symbiodiniaceae. The record is from the annotation of a GenBank genome assembly.
AUGAUCGGGCUGCUCCUAGCACGAGAUUCUUCUGCCCAUCGCAGAGCCUCGGCGCUAGUGAGGCCGGAGAGCAUGGGCAACGUCAUGAGGCCGACGGUCGAUGCCCGCAUGCAGGCGGCCGUGGCGGCGGUCACAGCCGUGCAGGCCGUGAAUAACGACGCCAUGACAGCGUCGCGAUCAGGUAGCCCAGCCCCGAUCGUGCACUACCAGCAUCCGGUACAGCUACUGCCUCAGAGCACGCCUGGUCCGGACUUGCGACCCUGGGACCUAGCUGCCGGCACAAGCCUGUUCAGCCCGCCACAACAGCCCUAUGCCAAUGUCUGCAGGCAGAAGGGUGAGGGGGACUGGAAUCCAUUUUUGCGUUACUGUCAUUAUCAAGCCGAAGAGUCUGAUAAGCAUGGACUCAUCGAGCUACAGUCUGCUCUGCACUUGGCAGAACUCCGCCGCUGCGCCUGCAGCGACGAGGCCUGGUCUUCCUCUGCAAGGCUGUAG